CUAUGAUGUAGAAGCUGGAGCCUGUAUCCGUAUCAGGGCUUUGAUGGCAUCCAGAAAUUGUCACCUCUCACGUAACCAGGGUAUAUCGAUCUAGGUAGAAGGCGGCGGCACGCUUAGACCAAUUCACGUCUCUGCCUACGUGCUCGGCUUCAUGCAAAGAAGCCUGGAUUCUCAUGCUGUUGGUUCACCCCUGGUUCUUUGCGACAAAGAUCCAGCCCCUUGGCACAGCGUUGGCAUUCGUGUGUCGUAGUCCAGUCGUACUGGGAGUAUUGCCGCCGUCUCUGGACAUGUGCACUUCGUUUUUGUAUGACCCCUUUGAUCUGUGCUGAGUUCGCGAUACCUGGAACCCGCAAGUAACACUCCUCAAGAGACUGCCAUUUUCUCAGUACGACUCGACCGAUGUAUUACAGAGACUGAAUUUCUUGACACUUCCAGACACCAAUAUGGGAACAUUCACGGGUCUUCAAGGCACAGUCCUCGGCCCUCUCACGACGUCGUGGGUGGCCCCAUCGUUCUGCACUGCUCACGUGCUGCCUUGUUCAACAUGCUCGGAAGGCUUUCGUGGGCAAUCCUGCGUGGUUGGCACGGAUGGAAAGGCAAGCGAGCAGGAUAACUCGGGCACGCCGGUACAUCCCUUUGUUGGCUGGGGCUUCUACUCUCCGGGGACCGGAUGCCCUACAGGAUAUUCAGCAGCUUGCACCGCUCGCUACGGCAAAGGUCCCGAGUGGAAGAUUCAGUUUGAUCUACAAGAAGGCGAGACUGCCGUCGGCUGUUGUCCAACGGGUUUCGAUUGUACCAACCGAAAUGGUAAUACAUGCAUUCAGAUUGCCGGAACACAAACGGGCGAAAGUGUGGUGGUACAGACAGGGACCUGCUCCGGCACCGAACUUGCCAAUAUCCGAGCGGCGACAUUUCCCGACAAGAUUACUAUCACAACCACCCGGACAGACGACGGAGAAAAGUCUACCGAGAAAGAGAUAGUCAGACGCGACGUAACUCUGCUGGCGCCCAUGAUUCAGAUCAACUACCAGUCCUCUGACCUGUUACCGACCGAAACGGACCGGACCUCCACAAUCAGGAGCACCACGGGGAGUAGUCCAGGGGGCACCGAGACUGGGCAAGAACGACCUCAAGACCUGGGAGACGAUACCACACCCGGCAUUUCCGGCGAAAAGAUCGGAAUAAUAGUUGGCGUGACAGUCGGUGGGCUUUUGGCAGUUGCCGGUGCUGCUUGGUUCAUCUGGCAUUUUUCCUACAAGCGCUGA
Emericellopsis atlantica is the source of this 1265-nucleotide messenger RNA. RefSeq lists its product as uncharacterized. The record is from RefSeq and is a predicted model, not a curated record. The transcript is spliced from 4 exons. Lineage: Eukaryota; Fungi; Ascomycota; Sordariomycetes; Hypocreales; Bionectriaceae. The coding region runs from base 444 to 1265 and encodes 273 amino acids.